This is a messenger RNA of Monosiga brevicollis MX1, 4782 nucleotides long. RefSeq lists its product as uncharacterized. Gene Ontology annotation, cellular component: membrane. The record is from RefSeq and is a predicted model, not a curated record. The coding region runs from base 1 to 4782 and encodes 1593 amino acids. NCBI's taxonomy places the organism in Eukaryota, Choanoflagellata, Craspedida, Salpingoecidae. Gene Ontology annotation, molecular function: ABC-type transporter activity; ATP hydrolysis activity; ATP binding. Gene Ontology annotation, biological process: transmembrane transport. The transcript is spliced from 26 exons.
AUGACCAAAGCAUUGACAAGCGCAAAGGCCCAAACGCGCCGCUCCACCCCAAUCAUGCUCCUGUCAAGGUUAGUCCUGCUGACCCGAUUCACCCAAAACCCAAUACAAGCAUUGCCCCACAAGCCAGGCAACUUCACAAGCCCGGGCCCACCCCGCAACAAUAAACUCAGCAAGAGCAACGACCCCUCGCCAGCAACCCCUGAGCCACACCAAUUGUCCCACGGCCUAUGCAAUUCCCGCCCACGCCAUUCCCUCUCUCGUAAAUCUUCUCUCUCUCUCUCUCUCUCUCUCUCUCUCUCAAUCUCUCUCACUCUCUCUCUCUCUCAAUCUCUCUCUCUCUCUCUCUCUCUCUCUCCCUCACUCUCUCUCUCAAUCUCUCUCUCUCUCUCUCUCUCUCUCUCACACACUCUCUCUCUCAAUCUCUCUCUCUCUCUCUCUCUCUCUCUCUCUCUCUCUCUCUCUCUAACACACACACACUCUCUCUCUCAAUCUCUCUCUCUCUCUCUCUCUAACACACACUCUCUCUCUCAAUCUCUCUCUCUCUCUCUCUCUCAACAAAACCAAAAGAAAAAAGGGUUUGUCAGACGAACGACGAUCAAUCGCCGUCCCACACACAUCUCUCGCCAGUACACGCAUUUCUCUUUGAUUUUCUCACACCUACACACACCCCGUCAUGCAUCUGGCGGCUUGCUUGGGGUGACGUUUGGGGGUGUCAUGGCGGAUAAAGAGGAGGUGGAGCCACCUUGGGUGGAGGAGGAGCCCACCCGACCGCCGUUUCGGCGCGCAAACUGGGAUGCCAUUGCCGAGUCGUCGUUUGUGAGCUACGUCCUCUUCCUCUGGUGCUCGCCGCUCGUCGCGUACGGUCGUCGGUUCCUCUUCUCCUCCGAAGACGUCUAUGCGCUUCCAGAUGACCAAAAGCCCGAGACAGCUGCACGACGCUUUGAGAAAGCUUGGGCACAAGAAGUCGAGCGCCAUGGGCCGGCCAAAGCUUCCAUCCCCCGCGCGCUCUAUCACGGCUACCGCGCCUCCAUAUGGACCUCCAUCGUGGUCGCAACCCUGUACAUUGUCGUCGCGCUCUUUACCCCACUCCUCGUGCUCAAUUCAAUCGUGCGCUACCUGGAAGAUUCCGGCCCUUAUUCCAACCUGAUUGGCUUUGGUCUGGGCCUCGCCUUUGCCCUCGCCGCUUGUGAGGUCUUGCGCUCUCUGCUUCUCAACAUGUACGGCUUUACGUCCACCCGUUACGGAGUGUCCUUUCGCACCAUUAUUUUUUGCGCCGUGUUUCGCAAAGCUUUGCGGCUGCGCGACCUCGGGCGCUACUCAGUGGGUGAACUAGUUAACAUUUGCAGCAACGACGGCCAGCGUAUUCAUGAUGCAGCCCUAUAUUCGGCCUUUAUAUACAUCUCCCUUGUUAUGGGUCUUGCCGUCCUUGUGGCUAGUGCCCUUGUUCUGGGUCCAGCCGCGCUAGCCGGUGUCUUUGUGUUCUCUCUCAUCGUCCCUAUUCAAGUGGUGUUUGCCAAGCAAACCAGCCAGCUCCGAAGGCAGGCCCUCUCCUUCACCGACGCUCGCGUCGCUUUGAUGAACGAAAUUAUCUCUUGCAUCAAGUUGAUCAAAAUGUACGCAUGGGAGGACUCAUUUGCCGAUAAAGUGGCUGACUUGCGCCAAUCCGAGGCCACCUUCCUUCGCCAUGCCGCAUUAUGGCAAAGCGUGACCGUCUCCCUCAUUCCCAUCAUGCCAGCUGUAGCAGCCAUGGUCACGUUUCUAAUCCAAGCCUACACGGCAGGCUCCCUCAAAGCCAACGAGGUCUUCACCGUGCUCGCCCUGUUCAAUACGCUCCGGUUUUCCUUGUCUGUGCUAUCAAGGGCUGUCAAGACCGCUGCUGAGGCUGAGCAAGGCGUCAAACGCCUCAAAACAUUUUUGCUGCAAGAUAACGAACGCAUACCUCUUCUGCCUCCUUCAAACGCCAAUGUGGCCAUUCAACUGGACAAUGCAGACAUUGCCUGGCCGACGCUGCCACCGUCUUCGGCUGUUGGGCCGAACAGCAAAUCAACGCUGCUCGCUGCCUUGCUAGCCGAGGCUUUGAUUGUGAAUGAGAGCGGCCAGGCCUUUAUUCGCGAAAGCGUCGCCUUUGUCAGCCAGCAAGCAUGGAUACAAUCGGCCACGCUGCGGGACAACAUUCUCUUUGGUCACCCUUUUGAGGAGGAGGCAUAUCGUCGAGCCGUAUUUGCUGCUGGCUUGGAGCCCGAUCUACGCCAACUCUCGGCCGGGGACCUGACCUUUAUUGGCGAGCGAGGUCUUAACCUGUCGGGUGGUCAAAAACAGCGUGUCAGCCUUGCGCGCGCCCUGUAUGCCGCGCAGGACAUCUACUUGCUUGAUGAUCCCCUGAGCGCAGUGGACGUUCACGUUGGCGAGCACAUCUUUGAGCACGCUGUUCUCUCGGCCCUCCGAGAAAAAACAGUUUUGCUCGUUACCCAUCAAUUGCAACACCUCAGCCGUUGCAAUCGCGUACUGUUUGUGCAUGCGGGCCACGUCCACAUUGGCACCUACCACGAGCUGCUGCAACGCAAUCCAGACUUUGCCAGCCUGGUUGAGCACCACCUGCGUCAAGUCUCGGAGGAGAAGCCCGUCGAGGACCAAGGCUUGUUGGAAACGUCAAGCCAGCUGUCGGCAGCCGAGCGACACGCCACCGUCACAACAGAGGUGUCUUGCGAUGAAGCAACCAGUCCAACCUUGGCCGCAUCAAAAGGUUCCAGUCCUGACCCGGCGCUCCGUCUCGGAGAUCCAGGAAGCCAAGGCACGGCGCUGGUGCAAGACGAGGGGAUGGUGCGCGGGGCCGUGGGUCGUCACACGAUCGGCCAAUAUUUUCGUGCCGCCGGUGGUAUUGCUAUAUUCUCUUUUAUUAUCGGCCUCUUCUUCGUGGCCAUGUUUGCUCGGACCUUUGGUGACUAUUACCUUAGCUACUGGAUUCAACAGGGCGAUGGCUCGAGUCGCACGGGCAAUGCAGCUGACAACCCUGACAUUGAUCGACACGCGUUGGUGUUUAGCAUGACCGUGGCCGCCCUGUUAAUUUUGCAGUGCGUCCGAGGAUACCUUUACUGCCGUCACACCAUCAAAGCCUCCAGUCAGAUCCAUGGUUCUGUUUUCCGCGCCGUGGUGGGCGCCCCUAUGGCCUUUUUUGACACCACCCCGACUGGCCGCCUGCUCAAUCGAUUUAGCAAGGAUAUGGAUGAGAUUGACACGCGACUGCCCUUCUUGGCCGAGCAAUUCUUGCAGAAUGUGGCACACAUUGUGCUUAUGCUAGCACUGAUUGGGUACAUUUUCCCAUGGUUCUUGGUUGCUUUGGUGCCCAUCUUGGGCUUUUUCUUCUGGCUCGUGCAUUACUUUCGCCCGACACAGCGACACAUCAAGCGACUGGACAACGUGUCGCGCAGCCCCUUGUUCUCCCACCUCUCUGCAACGCUGCAAGGCCUCAGCACGAUUGCAGCCUUUCGCAAGCACGAUCAAUUUUACUCUGAAUUUGUUGAACGUCUGACUACAAACACAAAGUCUUUCUUUGGCUUCUACUAUUGCUCGCGCUGGUUUUCAGUUCGCCUUGAUAUCACUACCACCAUGAUCGUGCUGGCCACGGGAAUCACCAGUGUGAUCUUGCGCAACCACAUCGACCCGGCCCAGGCCGCCUUGAGCAUUACGUAUGCUCUCUCCAUGGGAGGCAUGUUCCAGUAUACCACCCGCCUGAGUGCCGAGGUGGAGGGCCGCUUUACCUCCGUGGAGAGACUUCAGGAUACCGUGCAAAGCACCCCCCAGGAAGACUCGGCGGGCCUUGAGCCACCGCCCGAGUGGCCAACGCAGGGUGUUGUCGAGUUUGCCUCCGUUUCGGCACGCUACCGCCCUGGUCUUGAAACCGUCCUCAAAUCCGUUACUUUUCGGGUGGCGGCCAUGCAGCACGUGGGCAUCGUUGGUCGCACAGGCGCGGGCAAGUCGUCGCUGACGCAAGUAUUGUAUCGACUUUUGGAGCUUGAGGCGGGCCAAAUCAUGGUCGAUGGAUUGGAUAUUUCUUCCGUCAAGCUCAAUCAUCUGCGCUCACGACUCAGCAUUAUUCCCCAAGAGCCCGUUCUGUUUGUGGGCACGCUAAGAUACAACCUCGAUCCUUUUGAUCGCUACACGGAUGAUCAAAUUUGGACGGCGCUGGAGCGAGCACACAUGCGGGGAGCAAUUGAUCGCCUUCCCGCACAGUUGAAUGCUCCCGUGGUAGAGAAUGGCAACAACUUUUCCGUCGGCGAGCGCCAGCUGUUGUGCAUGGCCCGUGCUCUGCUGCGCAAUUCGCGCAUCCUGGUUUUGGAUGAGGCUAGUAGCAGUACCGAUAGCAAGACGGAUAGCCUCCUACAGGCAAGCCACAACGCUGCUGGGUUGCUCGAGGGAUUGCCAUCGACCAUCCGCACGUCGUUUGCGGGCUGCACGGUUAUGACCAUUGCCCAUCGACUGAAUACCGUGUUAGACUGUGACAUGAUCUUGGUGAUGGACCAGGGGGAAAUUGCCGAGUACGACAACCCUAUCAAUCUCCUCCGACAAUCCGGUUCGGUCUUCCGUCAGAUGGUUGAAGACAGCGGCAUUGCGAUCAACGCGUCACUGCUCGACAGCGUUCAGCAAGCUCAGCAUGAGCGCCGUGCAAGGAUCAUGGAUGUGUGCAGUGCCGCUGCGGAGCAUCAACAAACAGACGCACCUGCAACAAGGGUCGUUGACACGGUGCUUGCCAAAGCCCCGCUGCUCAAAUCAACCCGCGUUUAG